AUGUUAAAAUGGAGUGAUAUGCUACCCAACUAUUUUGUUGGGUUUAAGAGCUGCUAUCAAGAGAUGGUACAAACCAUUCUAGUUGCUCAAAUGGUAUAUGGUACCAAUAUCAGGCUUCCUGGUGAAUUUUUUGAAAAACCCAAUGUCCACGUUGAACCUGACACAUUUGUGUACAAUCUUCAGCAGCAGAUGGCCCUAGUAAAGCUAAUGAAGUCUGCAGAUACAUGUCGGUCUUAUCAAAAAGUUUUUGUACAUAGAGAUUUAAGGACCUGUACUCAUGUGUUCGUUCGAGUUGAUCGGGUGAAAAAACCACUAGAGCCUGCAUAUGAUGGCCCAUUUCCUGUAGCAGAAAGACAUGAUAAGUAUUAUUCUGUGCAUAUUAAAGGAAAAGAUGUUAACAUCUCUAUUGAUAGGCUGAAACCUGCUUACCUUAUGAAUGCAGAUAGCAUGCCAGAACUACCGAAUCAGCUUCUUGAUGACGAUGUCAAUGGUGGAUCCUCAAAGGAAAUGCAUCAUAGUAAUUUCCCAACAAACACUCGUUGUGGUAGAGAAAUAAAACUUCCUGUUAGGUUUCGAACUUAA
Molecule: messenger RNA, 582 nt
Organism: Stegodyphus dumicola
Lineage: Eukaryota; Metazoa; Arthropoda; Arachnida; Araneae; Eresidae
Source: RefSeq, a predicted model, not a curated record